AUGUCCUCCACAGACCGUUCCCGCGUCUCGCGCAGUGGCGCCAUCACUAAAACAACCCCUCUCAAACCCGAUCCUCGUCUGAACAACUUCCUGCGAACCAAUGCGACGAAUAUCCUCGGGGGACUUGGGGGGGAGAAGAAGGCUAGAAGUGUAAACAGAGCGGUACAGCAGGGCCGAUUGAAAGAGGCGAGGCCAACACACCCAGGCACUCAGAAGGGAGACAAAUCCCGUAGUCGACCAGCUCCGUCAAAGUCUGCAGUCUCAAACCGGGCCAUGACGACUCCAAAGGGUAAAACCCCAGAUUUGACACGGGAGAAGGUCGAGGAGAAGCGUUUGCGUCGGUAUCGAAGCCAACCUCCGUCCUCUUUCCUGGUGAAACUCGAUCGUGCUCGGACCCAGCGCAUGAUCGUGCUUGGUCGCAGACGUUGUACAGAGAAUGGUGUGCCGAUCGAGGAAAUCGAUAUUGUUGGCUCGACGGGAAAUAUUUAUCAGGUGACUAUUGGUCACGAACCUUCCUGCACCUGUCCGGACUCCAUCAAAGGCCAUGAAUGCAAACAUAAAGUUUAUGCACUUCACCAUGUUCUCAAGGCCCCCGAGCAUCUUCAAUAUCAGACGGCCCUCCUGACAUCCGAGCUUGAGGAGAUAUUUGCACAUGCUCCCCCCAUUCCUACGGACGCUGGAGGAAAUGGAAAAGGAAAUCGUAAAUCAACCGACGGGGAAUGUCCAAUUUGCUACAUGGAUCUGGACGAAAUGCACAAUCGGCUCGUCUGGUGCAAGUCGCAGUGCGGACAUAACAUCCACAAGUCGUGUUUUGACCAGUGGGCCGCCAGUCAAGGAGAUAAAAAGGUCUGUUGUGUUUACUGUCGGACACCUUGGGAGGCCGAGAUUGGAGAUGUCGAUGCAAUCAAGGCGGCUGGUGAGUUUAGUUCGGAUGGAUAUGUCAAUGUGGCAAACCAAUUCGGCAUGUCUAGAGCGAGAGACUAUUCAAGUUACUAUCUCCCUUGGGCCCGAAGGCAACUUGGAUUGGGCUGGUGA
Molecule: messenger RNA, 1035 nt
Organism: Rhinocladiella mackenziei CBS 650.93
Lineage: Eukaryota; Fungi; Ascomycota; Eurotiomycetes; Chaetothyriales; Herpotrichiellaceae
Exons: 1
Coding region: 1-1035 (344 amino acids)
Molecular function (GO): ubiquitin protein ligase activity; zinc ion binding
Source: RefSeq, a predicted model, not a curated record